Molecule: messenger RNA, 1095 nt
Organism: Strongylocentrotus purpuratus (purple sea urchin)
Lineage: Eukaryota; Metazoa; Echinodermata; Echinoidea; Camarodonta; Strongylocentrotidae
Product: U2 small nuclear ribonucleoprotein B''-like
Exons: 7
Coding region: 152-910 (252 amino acids)
Biological process (GO): mRNA splicing, via spliceosome
Cellular component (GO): U1 snRNP
Molecular function (GO): U1 snRNA binding
Source: RefSeq, a predicted model, not a curated record
GAUCGGUAAGUGUUAUUUAAAUUGGCAACAAGCUGAUGCCUAAAUGUAGCUAGCUAGCUAUCAGCUAAUAUCUGUUGAGCGUUCAAAGGCGUACGUACCAGCGGCGUCUAGAUUCUGACAAUCUCAUUAAAUCAUAAGAAGCUGAUUCAAGAUGGCUGCUCCUAACCACACAAUUUACAUCAACAACCUCAAUGAGAAGAUCAAAAAGGAUGAACUCAAGAAGUCCUUGUAUGCCAUCUUCUCUCAGUUUGGUCAGAUCCUCGACAUCGUAGCUCUCAAGACUCUCAAGAUGCGAGGUCAGGCCUUUGUUAUCUUCAGAGACAUCACCUCAGCUACCAGCGCUCUACGAUCCAUGCAGGGCUUCCCUUUCUAUGACAAACCAAUGAGGAUAGGUUACUGCAAAACCAAGUCAGAUGCCAUCGCCAAGAUGCAAGGAACCUACGUCCCAAGAGAGAAGAGAGUAGAGAAGAAGAAGGUCGAAGAGCCGGUCAAGGGAAGGAAGAACAGGCAGAACAGACACGCGGACGUGGUCAUCCCCCCUCCCUCACAGAUCCCUAUGCCUGGAGCUCCCCCAGCAGCCAACCAGCCCCCACCCCUCCUGGGUGAGAUGCCCAUGCAGAUGGGACAACCUCCCAUUCAAGUACCAACGGCGCCAGCACCAGUUGUUCCUGAUGAGCCUAAUAACAUCCUCUUCCUCACAAACCUACCUGAAGAAACCAAUGAACUCAUGCUGGAGGUCUUAUUCAAACAAUUCAACGGCUACAAGGAAGUCCGUCUCGUGCCUGGGCGACAUGACAUCGCGUUUGUGGAGUUCGCCAACGAGCAACAAUCGGGAACGGCCAAAGAUGCGUUACAAGGAUUCAAAAUCACACCGACAAACACUCUUAAAAUCGCUUAUGCCAAAAAAUAGUUGCAUUCCCUUUAUGUCUAUGACUAAAACUGAACAUGUACUGUUGCCUAUCAUUUUGAGAUUCCCGUUAAUUGUGGCAAAAUGGUAUAUUUCAAUUUUUGUUACUGGGUUGAAAGUUAUGUAUGUCUGACUUUCAACGUAAUUCAUUUCUUUUAUUUAAAGGCCCACUGUGUUGUAGCUAUUUG